Messenger RNA from Procambarus clarkii (red swamp crayfish), 2347 nucleotides. RefSeq lists its product as uncharacterized. Gene Ontology annotation, molecular function: zinc ion binding; nucleic acid binding. The record is from RefSeq and is a predicted model, not a curated record. NCBI's taxonomy places the organism in Eukaryota, Metazoa, Arthropoda, Malacostraca, Decapoda, Cambaridae.
AGCACAUACGUAUGUGUGAAGAGAGAGGGAAGGUUGCCAGGUGGUGGCGGCCCACAUGGCUGCCACCACCACACUCCUCGUCCCUCAUACACCACUAUCAUGAGGCAGCUGCUCUAGUGCACGAGAGAGGCAGCUGGUGUAGUGGAGGAGAGGCAGCUGGUGUAGUGUAGGAGGUGGUAGUGUAGGCGAGGGAAGGCAGUAUAGUGGUGGUGUGUGGCAGGUGAGGGCUGGACGUGGUGCUGGUCUUGGACGUGUUCAGUGUGAGGGUAGUGGAGGAGUACGGCCGGCCCUCGGCCUCAUUGUGGCCUCACACACCACUACCACCACCACCAGGUCACCACCACUCGUCUCUACCACCAUCUACCACCACAGGUCACCAUGGACGUGGAGUGUCAUUAGCCCUGUGGUCCUCGACCCAUCUUCGUAUGAGAGAUCGGGCAACAAAAACCAUUCCAGAUGUUGAACUUUGUCCAAAGCAGCCGUCUUUCUGAAGAUGGUCUCCAUGCUUGGUUACAAUAAUCAAGUGUAGUGAGUGUGUGCACAACCCAGAUCACUUACUCAGUGACCGAGAGUGUUCUCGAAGCUGUAGAGAAUGGGACGCUGGUUAAAACCUUUGUUGAACAUCAGGAAUACUACAGGUGUAUAGUGUGCAAUAGGACUAUGUCUGGUAUUGUUCCUGCACAAAGCCACCUCGAAGGAUCUCCUCACAGAAAAGCUAUACGAACUCACAUGUACAGCUCAGUCCUUGGCGCAUCUAAGAGAGGAUCAGAUCUAUCUUUUGACAGGCUAGACAGCACUUCACAGUGUAUGCCGGCAACCAGUUAUCAGUCUCCAUCUCUUGUGCGGAAAGAAAACACAUCAGUCUCGUCACUAAAACCUGUUACUCAGCAUGAAACUGACCUCCUAGAGGUGGCAAUGAAACGUGGUAUAGUAGAAGUGAGGAUGGUGAAUGAGCAGACCUUCAUAUUCUGCUGUUUGUGUAACAUAUCGUGUACAAGUGAUGCUAACAUGACGCAGCAUCUGGAAGGAGAACCCCACUGUAAGAAACAGAGGAUGACAUUUGCAAAGGACCCCUCCACUGAAGUAGCAAUACCAAAGAAGACACCAGCAUCACUUUAUUACAGUACUUCCCCAUCAAUGCUGUCCUAUUCAUCUAACCCAGAAAAAGAACUCGAUUUUCUAAAAUGUGAUAAUUAUUCACCACCUAAAGACUUGGUAGAAUCUGCCAUAGAGGAUGGCAUUGUUACAAAAGCGGAGGGGAUUGACUCAUCUUUAAUUUGCACAGUUUGUAAGACACCUUGUACUGGAGAAACACCUAUGAAACAGCACCUUCAAGGUAGCAGUCAUCUCAAGAAAAUGAGGAGUGGUUGGCAUAGGAGAGUGGAAGAUUUGUCAUCGUACCCAGGCAACACCUCUCAAGAACAAAGUGCACUGAAAUUGCCUAAAUCACAAGAUAACACAUCGCCUUCCAGAGACAUAUUAGAUUCUGCAUUAGAGAAUGGCAUUGUGGUACGCGAAAAAUUUGACCCGAGUCAUUUGACUUGCACAAUUUGUGGGUCAACUUGUACCGGCGAAACACCUACAAGGCAACACCUUAAAGGUAGCACUCAUAUGAAAAAAUUAAGAGCAAAAGGGUAUGCACAUCAGUCUACUGCUUGUGCCACUCCUGCUAAAAAUAUAGCAAAUUGGUGUGAGAAAAAGGAUUGUACUUCAAUAAGUCAAAGUUUCGAUACAUCUCAAGGUUUAUUGGAAUCAGCAAUGGCUGUUGGCUGUGUUAUUAAAGUUAAUGGUGGUUAUCAGUGUUUGGUGUGCUGCGUUCCCUGCAACAGUGUAACAAGCAUUUCAGACCAUUUGACAGGAGACCAACAUCAUAGGAAACUAAGGGACCAGAAAAACUAUGAUCAGUUCAAGACGAGUGCUAGUCAAAUAAAUGGCCGCCGCAGUGUUUCUCCACCGGAGUAUUUAGCCACAACUAGUUCCUCAACUGUUACACCAGCACCACAAGAAGAGAAAUUUGCAUUUAAAUCUGAUGUAAAUAAGGCAUCCACAUCAGAGAGUAUGACUGGUUGUUCUUUUCAAAAUAUUGACAGUUUAAGAACCUCUUUCAUUAAAUUGCCAGAAACUUUAAGUGACAUUAAGGUAUAUUUAGCUGGUAAUACUCUUGAUGAUCUUUUUAACUAAUAUAUGUUGUACUGUACUCCUAAUAAUGUUAACAUUUUCGCGCCCCGGGCAUGCGCGCCACCAACUUAGAGAUAAUGCCCCUGGCGUACGAGGAGCCCGCGACGACACCGAAAUGUGUAUACUCGUUUCAGUUUUCUCACCUUAAUUCUCGUGCUAUGUCGUUCUU